CCGCGGGCACCGACGCCCCCAACACCUGCGCGGGGCGCUGCGGACGCCGGCUGCGUGAUCGGUGCGCCCUCGAGGGGCUGCGAGGAGACCAGGAUGGCUCCGGGCGGGGCAGUGGCCGGGCUCCUGCUGCUGGCGGCCACCGGCCUCGGAGGGGCGGCCGAGGGGACCGGGCUGGUCUUCAGCGACGACGUGCUGAGCUUGUUCGGUGCCAAUCGGAGCCUGUCGGCGCCGCAGCUCGGGCUCCUGCUGGAGCAGCUGGGAUCUGCGCCCCACAGGGGCGCCUUGGAGCUGGGCCAUCUGCACUUCAACCAGUGUUUGUCGGCAGAAGAGAUCUUUUCCCUUCAUGGCUUUUCAAACACCACCCUGAUCACCAGCUCAAACUUCUCUGCCAUCUGCCCAGCAGUCUUGCAGCAGUUGAACUUCCACCCUUGUGAUGCUAGGCUCAAGGGAAAAACCAAACCAAGCCUUUCAGAAGUUUGGGGCUACGGCUUCCUGUCGGUGACAAUAAUUAACUUGGCAUCUCUCCUUGGAUUGGUUUUGACUCCAUUGAUAAAGAAGGCAUAUUUUCCCAAAAUCUUGACCUAUUUUGUGGGACUGGCUAUAGGGACUCUCUUUUCUAAUGCAAUUUUCCAGCUGAUCCCAGAGGCCUUUGGAUUUAAUCCCCAAAGCGACAACUACGUUGAGAAGGCAGUUGCUAUCUUUGGUGGGUUUUACCUACUUUUCUUUUUUGAAAGAACACUCAAGAUGUUACUGAAGACAUAUGGUCAGAAUGAUCAUACUCAUUUUGGAAAUGGUGACUUUGGUCCUCAAGAAAAAGCGCAUCAACCUAAAGCCUUGCCUGCAGUCAAUGGUGUGACGUGCUAUGCCAACCCCGCUGUCACAGAGCCUAAUGGACACAUCCAUUUUGAUAGCGUCAGUGUCGUGUCUCUCCAGGAUGGGAAAAAGGAGUCAAGUUCAUGCACGUGUUUGAAGGGGCCCAAGUUGACAGAAAUCGGGACAAUUGCCUGGAUGAUAACGCUCAGUGACGCCCUUCACAACUUCAUUGACGGCCUGGCCAUUGGAGCUUCCUGCACGUUAUCUCUUCUCCAGGGACUCAGCACUUCCAUUGCAAUCCUGUGUGAGGAGUUUCCGCAUGAGCUAGGGGACUUUGUGAUCUUGCUCAAUGCAGGGAUGAGCACCCGACAAGCCCUGCUGUUCAACUUCCUGUCUGCCUGCUCCUGCUACGUUGGGCUGGCAUUCGGCAUUUUGGUGGGCAACAAUUUUGCUCCAAAUAUUAUAUUUGCACUUGCUGGAGGCAUGUUUCUCUACAUUUCUCUGGCAGAUAUGUUUCCAGAGAUGAAUGAUAUGCUGAGAGAAAAGGUAACUGGAAGAAAAAAGGAUUUCACCUUCUUCAUGAUUCAGAAUGCUGGAAUGCUAACUGGCUUCACGGCCAUUCUGCUCAUUACCUUGUACGCAGGAGAAAUCGACCUGGAGUGAUGGGAAACCGAAGAUGGUCUUGUUCAUGAAGGCAUUUCAGAAAUUAAAAGGAAAUAUCUCCAAAGGGAUUUUUAAGCUUACCCUAUUUAGUUAAAAGAUAAUUUUGUUUUCAAGAUAAUUGAAUUACUGCUUUCAGACCAUUAUUUGUUGUUUAAAAUGUUUCAAAAGGUUUUUGGUUCCCAUCUGCAAUACUCAGUGUAUGGGUCUUCUGUAAAACUAUGUUUUUCAGUGUUUUAUGCAUACAUUAAAAUCAUCAUAAGGCAAGACACAUGUGUUCCAUAGUCACGUAAACACCCAGACCCAGAGAAAAAUACAAGAUGCGUCAUGUAUAGGUCACAGAAGGCUUUCGUAGUAGGAUGGAAGUUUCCAAUGACUUCAGAAUGACUUUCUUGCCAUCAGUUUGUUCUCAUGCAUCCAAGAGCAGGUACAGCCCAAAUGUGGAAGAGAAUGAAAACAUUUUUAGCACAGAGACAAAUGAUUCCAAGGUCUUAAUGAACCCCAGAAAGAAAGAUUGCUCCUAUUGGGUUUUAGCAAGUUGUAGGAGUGUUUUGAAAAUGACAUUAAACUUCUGUGAAUUAGGAAAUCAUCAAAGCCUUGCUUACCCUAUGAAGUUUGGUUUAGAGCUUGAUCUUUGAGUAUGAACUCUAGAAUUCUUAUUUUGACUUAGGUUAAGGGUCUUAAAUGGCAGAACAGCCUGUGAAGCCGUUGUCAACUGUUUCAAUAUACCCUGUGUUUGUUUUGUAACAGUGAAGAAAUAUGUUGGUUGGGGGUGAAAGAAACUGAAUAUAAUUUUUAAGCAAUUUGCCUUUAAAGAUGCAGAUAACUAUUUAGCAGAGAUUAUUUCCAUAAAUACUGAACAACAGCUGGCCUGCUCUCCAGGAAGGACUGCUUAACUAGAAAAUAGACAUUCCUCAUGGCUACUUGAGAGUCAUUCAGGAAAGACUUUUGUGUUCAGUGUUCUUUUUUCUAUAUAGCGUAUCUUGGAAAGAUCAUCACACCAUGGCGACAUUUCUACCCUUUCUAAAAGAUAAGAGUCUGUUCAUUCAUUUAGUAGGAAACAGAAAAUUAGCUCAAAAUGGAAGAUUCUAACCUCAAGGCACACUCCCAAGUAACUUAAGGAAAGAUGAUUUGACAAUGAGGAAAAUUACCAUCAAAAGCCAACAGUUAUCUCAGGAAUCCUAUUUUCCUGCAUGUUUGAUGAACAUUUUCCAGAGAUGUUCAUGUAUAUGUCACUUUAUGAUUGACAGUUUAAGAAAUUAUCACUUGACCAAUAGUAAACCAUGUCUUGUAUCAUUCAUUAUUCAUUUCAUAUGUCUUUUUUUUAAGUGGAUUCUAUGGUGUUUUGGGGGUGUUGGAUGAAAAGGAAAUUGAUGUGUUUAUUUCAAAGAUAUCUAGCAAAUAACUACUACAAAGAUUUAUUAUUCAUCUCUGUGAAUAAAAUCUAUUUUUUGUUCAUCUUUUACAUUCAAUCUUAAUAAAUAAUCUUUGUCUUUUUAAA
This is a messenger RNA of Dipodomys ordii (Ord's kangaroo rat), 2974 nucleotides long. It is a transcript of the gene Slc39a8, whose product is annotated as solute carrier family 39 (zinc transporter), member 8. Gene Ontology annotation, molecular function: zinc ion transmembrane transporter activity. Bases 94 to 1476 code for a protein of 460 amino acids. Gene Ontology annotation, cellular component: membrane. NCBI's taxonomy places the organism in Eukaryota, Metazoa, Chordata, Mammalia, Rodentia, Heteromyidae. The record is from RefSeq and is a predicted model, not a curated record. The transcript has 8 exons. Gene Ontology annotation, biological process: intracellular zinc ion homeostasis; zinc ion import across plasma membrane.